Molecule: messenger RNA, 3450 nt
Organism: Penicillium cinerascens
Lineage: Eukaryota; Fungi; Ascomycota; Eurotiomycetes; Eurotiales; Aspergillaceae
Product: condensin subunit YCG1
Exons: 2
Coding region: 1-3450 (1149 amino acids)
Biological process (GO): mitotic chromosome condensation
Cellular component (GO): condensin complex; condensed chromosome
Source: RefSeq, a predicted model, not a curated record
AUGCCAGGCCGCGUCGCCGCCCGUUCGACCUCCGCGACAACACGCAGGUCGUCGGCACAGCCCUCCGCGGGGCGUGCCCCCUCGGUGACCCCAUCAUUCGCGAUUCCUGAAGAAGCAGCACUGCCAACCGCAUCCCCGAACCUUCGCCGCGAUGUAUGCGCCAUCUUUGCUGAUGCUCAGCGAGCAACCACCGGUCAUCGCAAGCUCGUGGUGCGCCUGCGAAAGUUGCAGGAAAUCAGCAGCGGCAUCGUUCGGAAGAAGAAAGGAAAGGACCAAGAGCAAGAAGAGGUCGAGCUCCCAGAGGAAGAGAGCAUUCCAGAGAGGGAGUUCAAUAUCGAGGUGGGCCGUUGCCUGCUUCGAAUUCUUCCAAUCAAGAAAUCAGAACCCGUUGGCGACCGCAUUGUGCGCUUCAUGGACAGUUUCAUCCCACAUGCAUUCGAAAAGGACGGUGAGCUCUUCGGCUUGAACGGUGCAGACGACGAUGAGGCGAACAGAGAGACUCCCACUUCCCGCUUGACCUCGAGUCUGAUUCAUCUCCUGGUGCCUGUCCUAUCCGCCAAGGACAAGAUGAUCCGGUUCCGCGCCACCCAAAUCGUCGCACAUGUCGUCAACUGUCUCGAGUCGAUCGAUGAUGAGCUAUACCAUACAAUCCGCCAAGGCCUGUUGAAGCGAAUCCGUGACAAAGAGUCAUCGGUGCGCGUACAAGCCGUCUUUGGCCUUGCCCGCCUAGCUGGGAACGAGGGAGACGAGGAUGGCAGCGGAGAUACUUCCUCUGCUCUUCUCGACAAAUUGAUGGACAUCAUGCAGAACGAUACUAGUGCCGAUGUCCGCAAAAGUCUCCUCACGAACCUUCCGCUCGCCCCCACCACUCUUCCGUACCUCCUCGAACGAGCCCGCGAUCUCGAUGCACCGACCAGACGCACCUUGUACUCCCGUCUAUUGCCUACUCUGGGUGAUUUCCGCCACCUGUCCCUAUCAAUGCGUGAAAAACUCCUCCGCUGGGGUUUGCGAGACCGCGACGAGAGCGUUCGAAAGGCGACCGGCAAACUGUUUUAUGACCGUUGGGUGGAAGACUGCGCCGGAACUAACCGCGACCCUAACGAGGGUGGAAACGCCCAACGGUCAGCCCCCGACCUGAAUGCCCUGCUGGAACUGCUGGAGCGAAUUGAUGUCAUCAAUUCUGGAAUGGAAAGUGGCAUUGCCCAUGAAGCAAUGCGUGCCUUCUGGGAAGGACGUCCUGAUUACCGGGAAGCAGUUGUCUUUGAUGAGCCUUUCUGGGAAUCUCUGACGGGGGAGUCGGCCUUCCUCCUGCGAUCAUUCAACGAUUUCUGCCGCGUCGAGAAUGAGGGCAAAUACGAUGAUUUAGCGGACGAGAAAAUGCCUGAAGUUACGGCACUUGCCUACUUCCUUUCCAAGUAUAUGACCGAGCUUUUGCAACGGAAGAGACAAUUGAAGGACUCCAGCGAAGCGAAUGAUGAAGAUGCGGUUGAGCAGGAAUUUAUCGUUGAGCAGCUCUUGCACAUUGCGAUCACUCUGGAUUACAGUGAUGAGGUGGGCCGGCGGAAGAUGUUCUCUCUUCUGAGGGAGUCAUUGGCCGUGCCAGAACUCCCAGAAGAAUGCACCAAGCUAGCUGUUGAGACCCUGCGGUGUGCCUGUGGACCCGAUCUCGCCGGUGAAAGCGAGUUCUGCAGCGUUGUCCUGGAAGCCAUUGCCGAAGUCCACGAUACCAUCGCCACCGAAGACAGCUUCGUGUCGGCCAGAUCCGAAAUCAGCGAUGACACAAGCAGCCGCCAUCGCUCCGAGACGCCUGGCGACGAGGAAGAAACCCCCUUCAACAAGGAAGAAGCCAAGGCGAAAAUUGUCCGUGAAAUUGUGGUCAACAUGAAGUGUCUCCACAUCGCCCAAUGUAUGCUUCAAAACGUCGAAGGCAACCUGCAGCAGAGCAUGAAUUUGGUGACCAUGUUGAACAACCUCGUCGUUCCCGCCGUACGGAGUCACGAAGCCCCGAUUCGUGAACGUGGUCUUUAUUGUUUGGGUCUCUGCUGUCUUCUUGACAAGAACCUUGCCGAGGAGAACAUGACUCUGUUCAUCCACUGCUACAGUAAGGGCCACGAGGGGCUACAAGUAACUGCAUUGCAGAUCAUUUGCGAUAUGAUUACCACGCAUCCCUCGCUGCUUGCGCCGAACACUCAGUCUGACGGCGAGACGGUGACCCCUCCAGCGAUUCAAAAGCCUCUGCUCAAGGUGUUCUCACGAGCCCUGAAAGCAAACUCUCCUCCCAGCGUGCAGUCCGGAGCGGCUUCGGCGCUGUCAAAGUUGUUGCUCACCAGUACAUUCGAACCUACCGGGCCAAAUGUCCCACCUGCCAUCCAGGAAUAUAACCAGAAAGCCGUGGAAACGCUAUUGCAGAGCCUCGUGGUGUCUUUCUUCCACCCCCGCACGAAGGAGAACCCUGCACUUCGGCAGUCGCUAGCAUACUUCUUCCCCGUCUAUUGCCACUCGCGCCUCGACAACACUCAGCAUAUGCGGCGGGUUGCAGUACCCGUGGUCCGUGGAGUGAUCAAUGCCGCCGAGGAGCACUAUUCGCUCGAGGCUGAAGAAGAUAGCGAUGGCGAGAUCGACGACACCACUGGCGAGCGCGAAAUCAAGACACUCAUGACUGGUGUCAUUGGUAUGCUUGCCGAGUGGACUGAUGAGCGUCGGGUUGUUGGCCUAGGCGGCGAGCGUAUUCUGGCAGGUGGUGCCUCUAGCUCGAAUGCUUGCGGCUGGGUGCACCUGGCCUUGGUGAAAGACAUCCUGGAGCGUGUUUUGGGCGUCAGUGCCGGUAGCAACCGUUGCAACAAGGAAGAGCGCAAGUUGCUAUUUUCCCUGUUGAGCAAACUUUUCAUUGCUGCUCCAACAGUCCCCUCUCGUGCUGGUUCUCGCGCCCCAGAGAGCGAAGAUCAGUUUAGAACCAGCAUUCGCAGUGCUACAGCGACGGGGGUUGAGAUCGAACCUGAAAAUGCUCAGCUCGCCGAAGAAGUCAAGGAGUUGCUUGACCAGACUAUUGAAGAGGGUCUUGCUGCCGAAGCAUCUAGCAGGAACGCCCUGGUCAAGACUAAGAACUCUGUUUUGAAGAUCCUCGCCGUUGCUCAGGAUGCUCGUGCGGCCAGCGCACACCCUCGAGCCGGCACAGAAGAGCCUGACAGUGAUGUCGCCAGCGUCCGCUCUGCUAGUGCCCGACGCUCUGUUGAGCCAACUGGUCGCCGACAGGUUUCAGUGGAGCCCUCUAUCAUGGAGGAAGAUGAAGGCGACAGUGGCAUUCGAUCUGGCAGUGUGCGCCCAGCUGUUGAAGGCGGUGCUGUUCGCACCCAUGUCGCCGUCGAGCCUAGCAUCAUGGAGGAAGAUGAAGAGGACGAUCAUGACACUAGCCGUGGAACAAUCAUAAAGGAGGAAACUGCCGAUGAGUGA